This is a messenger RNA of Lycium ferocissimum, 809 nucleotides long. RefSeq lists its product as uncharacterized. Gene Ontology annotation, molecular function: S-adenosylmethionine-dependent methyltransferase activity. The coding region runs from base 48 to 629 and encodes 193 amino acids. The transcript is spliced from 5 exons. The record is from RefSeq and is a predicted model, not a curated record. Lineage: Eukaryota; Viridiplantae; Streptophyta; Magnoliopsida; Solanales; Solanaceae.
AAUUGUGGGAAGGUUCAUUAGAUUUAGUUAAGACUCUGAACUCUGAGAUGCAAAGCGGGCAAUUAUCAUUGGCUGGAAAAAGAGUUUUAGAGCUUGGUUGUGGUCAUGGUCUUCCUGGUAUCUUCACCUGCCUUAAGGGUGCUUGUGCUGUACACUUUCAGGACUUCAACGCCGAGGUGCUGCAAUGCCUAACAAUUCCAAAUGUCAAUGCCAAUAUUCAACAAAACUUGUCAGCCACAGAUGACAAUAAUAGCCCCGAAGUUCGCUUCUUUGCAAGUGAUUGGAACGAAGCUCAUCAGAUUCUUCCUCAUGUGCCCGCUGAUGACAGUGACACAAAAAACAGCCAAACAGUUGAUGAGGCUGCCGGUUAUGAUAUAAUUUUAAUGGCAGAGACAGUUUACUCAGUUUCUACUCUACCUGGUCUAUACAAACUUGUUAAAAAGUGUUUACGUAGUUCUCAUGGAGUUGUAUAUCUAGCUGCAAAGAAGUAUUAUUUUGGUGUCGGUGGUGGAUCAAGGCGAUUUAUUUCCAUAGUGGAGAAAGACGGUAUAUUAGCAGCUUCACUGGUUGCUGAGGUUACAGAUGGUUCCUCUAAUUUAAGAGAAGUAUGGAAGCUCCACUUCAAGUGAAAUUUUUUCAAUAGGCUGUAAAAUGGGGAAUCAAGAUCAAGAUUUGUAUGAAAGUGAAUUGGGAAUUGUUAUUUUUAACAUAGAAAACUAAAUUGUGUUGUAUCAUUCAUAAACUAAUUUAAGGUAAGACUUUCUUGCCUUAAAAUUUUAAUUAGGUGACGAGAAAUUAUGGCUUACAGU